UGAACAGCUAGUGUGAAUACUGUGGGCUUGUUUUUGGAACUCUGGAACAGUGAAACCAAUUCUCCUUCUCCAGUCUGUUGCUGCAGCUAUUUUGAAUCUGCUGGAUAAAAUACUUUAUAUUGUGAAUAAAAGGGAUAAUUUACACUCCUGAAAAAAUGGCAGACAUUCAGAACGGUGAUUCUUGCUCUUCAAGUCCACUCGAGCUGUUUGAAAGAGUGACUGCACAAGGAGAAAAAGUCAGAUCACUGAAAGCAGGGAAAGCAUCAACGGAGGAAAUCGAUGCAGCAGUGAAGCUGUUAUUGUCAUUAAAAGUGACCUAUAAAACAGCAACAGGACAAGAUUACAAGGCUGGUUCUCCUCCAGUAGAUUUCUCACCAGUAAGCAAUAAUGGUCCAAUUACUACACAGGAUGAGGAUUUUGUAGACCCUUGGACAGUGCAGACAUCCAAUGCGAAAGGUGUAGACUACGACAAACUUAUAGUUCGAUUUGGAAGCAGUAAAAUUGAUAAAGAGCUAAUCAAUCGAAUAGAGAGAGUUACUGGAAAAACACCUCACCACUUUCUGCGCAGAGGCAUCUUUUUUUCUCAUAGAGAUAUGAACCAAAUUCUUGAUGCAUAUGAAAAUAAGAAGCCCUUUUACCUUUAUACAGGUAGAGGCCCCUCCUCAGAAGCAAUGCAUGUUGGUCAUCUUAUCCCAUUUAUUUUCACAAAGUGGCUGCAAGAAAUAUUUAAUGUUCCCUUGGUUAUACAGUUGACAGAUGAUGAGAAAUACCUGUGGAAAGAUCUGACAAUUGAGAGAGCUUAUGAAUAUGCUAUAGAAAAUGCAAAGGACAUCAUAGCCUGUGGUUUUGACAUCAAUAAAACCUUUAUCUUUUCUGAUCUUGACUACUUGGGGAUGAGUUCAGGUUACUACAAGAAUGUUGUAAAGGUUCAGAAGCAUGUUACAUUUAACCAAGUGAAGGGAAUCUUUGGCUUUACAGACAGUGAUUGCAUUGGAAAAAUCAGUUUUCCUGCUAUCCAAGCUGCUCCGUCCUUUAGCUCAUCAUUUCCACAAAUCUUCAAGGACAAGAAAGACAUUCAGUGUCUUAUCCCAUGUGCCAUUGAUCAGGAUCCUUAUUUUAGAAUGACAAGGGAUGUAGCACCGAGGAUUGGAUAUCUUAAACCAGCCUUAUUGCAUUCAGUCUUCUUCCCAGCACUGCAAGGAGCACAGACAAAAAUGAGUGCUAGUGACCCCAACACCUCCAUCUUCCUCACUGACACACCCAAGCAGAUCAAGACAAAGAUCAACAAACAUGCCUUCUCUGGAGGUAAAGAUACUAUUGAAGAACACAGGAAGUAUGGGGGUAACUGUGAGGUAGAUGUCUCUUACAUGUAUCUCACCUUCUUCCUUGAAGAUGAUGACAAACUUGAACAAAUGAAGCAGGCUUACACAAGCGGAGCACUGCUCACAGGAGAGCUAAAGAAGGUGCUUAUUGAAACACUACAGCCCUUGAUAGCAGCUCAUCAGCAGAGACGCAAACAGAUCACAGAUGAAAUGGUGAAACAAUUUAUGACUCCACGGAAACUGGCAUUCGAUUUUUAAUGAUGUAGAUGUAAUUUAUCAAUAGGUAGAAAAUAGACUGAAUUAUUUUCUGUUGUAUGUCAUCAUCACUCCUUAAUUAUGCAAAGGCUGCAAUCUGAGCUUUAUAAAUGUUUUUAACAAGUUAUUUGCAGUUUACGAUCAGUGACUGUUUGGAGGAAUUGUUAAGACAUUAUUAAUAUCUGUAUUUAAAAAAACAAAACUUGUUAGGUGAGGUAUCAAUUUCAUAGUAACACAAAUAACAGCUGCCAGAUUCUUUCGCGAACCAUGUUAGUUAGCAGAGGACCCUAUUACUGUAUUUAAAUUGAAAAUACUAAAAUAUAAUAAUAAAAUUUCUAUUGUAAUGCUAAAGUCUAACUUGUAAAUUGUUCUAGAUAUGCUAGUAAGAGUCCAUAUCUCAGAAAGAGAAGAAAUUCUUAGUAGAUCCAACUUCUUUUAUCCUGUGUUUCUCAGCUUAAUUAAGUGGGUUAUAACGGUGGCUGCUCAGGGACAUAUUGCACAUACACAGUAGGUGAGUUUUUCAGGGUAAAUUGUACAGGAAUAUGUUCCCAAUGUUAAAUGGAUAUGGAGUAUACACAUCUCUGUUGCUAAAGCAGAGAACUGGGAGUCACACUGACUCUGCCACAGCCUUUUGGCAAGUCACAGAACCGCCUCUCCCUUCAUUUCCACAUCUGUAACAGUGGAGUGAUAAUACUUACCUCCCCAGACAUUGGCCAAGUUCACUUACGUUUGUAAAGUUUUUAUCCUCAGAUGGAAGACACCAUAGAAAUGCAAAUUACUUUUCCAUUGCCAGGAUCUAAAAUGCCUCAGAUUAUGCUGAGAAACCCCUUAUGACUGAGGUAUUUCUUUUAUAUUGAGCAUUUAUUACAAAAUCUACUUCCUCGAAAUAGCCCAUAAACUAUGUCCAUGUCCAGUUUCUUUAAGCAACAGACCCUUACAAUCUUUAAUGCAACACAUGCAAUAGCAAUACAAUCAAUCAACUGACAUUUUUUGAUAGUGCUGAAAAUAUUAUUCGUUAGACUGGAUCUAAAGUAUAACAAUUUAUGUGUAUUUAGAACUCAUACCUGUCUGGUUGAUAGAAUUGUAAAUACAGUUGGGCACUGAAAACAAUGUUAUGUUGUAAUAUUUGACAGUCAUUUAAAAUGAAAUCAAAGUAGCUAGGACUGUUUGUAAGAUUCCAUCCAUUAGAGGUUGAUUCAAUAAACUACACCUCUAUCCCGAUAUAAUGCUGUCCUUGGGAGCCAAAAACUCUUACCACGUUAUAGGUAAAACCACGGUAUAUUGAACUUGCAUUGAUCCACCGGACCAUGCAGCCCCCCCCCAGAGCGCUGCUUUACUGCGCUAUAUCUGAAUUUGUGUGAUAUCGGGUCGCGUUAUAUUGGGGUAGAGGUAUAUGUAUGUGGUAUGAAAGGUGAUAGGUAGUUUGAACCCCCUGAAAAAUCAAUUUGUCAGGACUUCCAUACCUGGGCACAUGCAUACCAAAGUCCGUGGUGGUUGUACAAUGAACAGUGCCCUAGUAGUCCUUUACCUAUGUAAAGGUACACACCCAACUUUUUUCAUACCUUACUAGAUAGAGCGUGUGACAAUCUGUACGUUGGGGGAGCACCCUGUAACCUCCCAUAUUCCUCGUCUGUAUACAAUUGUGAUCUUACAUAUAAAGCAUGCCUUGUAAGGUAUCGGGGAAAGGUUAUGAUCUUCUGUAUAUCAUUAAAGCAUGUGAAGUUAUGAGAAUUGUGUUGUAUGGUUGUCACUAAAACAUGCUGUAAAUUGGGGAAUCAGCCAGAUAUUAGCUCUCCAGAGGCAACAGCAAGGAAGGUAACCAACGCCCGGGCGGGGUGUCAAACAACCCAUCAACAGCCAUUGUCCAGCAAGGGAGCUACAAUUCAAUGACUCACCUGCAUGAGGCUACACAAAGGGGAUUGCUCAGCUUUGCCUGGAGACUCAGCAAUGCCCCCCAGACAUGCCUGGACUUGUGUUCUACAAGCACAUGGACUGAGGGUAUAAAACUUAACACAGGGGGCCCAGGCUUGGCCUUUCUCCUUCACCCACCUAUGCUGCAAGCAACAAGGACUCAAUCAA
Molecule: messenger RNA, 3656 nt
Organism: Mauremys reevesii (Reeves's turtle)
Lineage: Eukaryota; Metazoa; Chordata; Testudines; Geoemydidae
Gene: WARS1
Product: tryptophanyl-tRNA synthetase 1
Exons: 11
Coding region: 156-1580 (474 amino acids)
Biological process (GO): tryptophanyl-tRNA aminoacylation
Cellular component (GO): cytoplasm
Molecular function (GO): tryptophan-tRNA ligase activity; ATP binding
Source: RefSeq, a predicted model, not a curated record